Molecule: messenger RNA, 2164 nt
Organism: Nicotiana attenuata
Lineage: Eukaryota; Viridiplantae; Streptophyta; Magnoliopsida; Solanales; Solanaceae
Product: threonine dehydratase biosynthetic-like
Exons: 8
Coding region: 128-1933 (601 amino acids)
Biological process (GO): L-threonine catabolic process
Molecular function (GO): threonine deaminase activity; pyridoxal phosphate binding
Source: RefSeq, a predicted model, not a curated record
UAACUCCCCAUCUUACACCUAUAUAAUACCCCAUUGUAUGUAGUAUUUUACAACAUAAGUAAUCAGUGAAAUAAUAUUUCUCUUCUUCAAAAAUUCUUCUAUUUUCCUCUAUCAAAUAUAGUACGAUAUGGAAGUUCUUUGUCAAGCCCCAGCUGGAAACUCAAAUUUUGCCUGUAACCCCAAAUUUACAGCAAUUAGAACCAGAGCAAUUUCUAGCAAUGACACAUUUAAAGUAAUUUCCAGUACUGGCAACAACAAGAAAAUGAAGGGCGCGAUACGUACUUCGAUUCCAAAACCAUCAGCAUUGCCAUUGAAGGUCUCACAAUUAUCUCCAUCAGCUGAUUCAAUGCCUGUUCCAGCGUCUUUGCAGGACGUCGAGGCGGGGAAGUUGAUAGAGAAUAAUCCAUCAGGGGGCGAUACAGAGGAAUUGUUUCAGUAUCUUGUUGAAAUAUUGGCUUCUAGAGUGUAUGAUGUAGCAAUUGAUUCCCCCUUGCAAAAUGCAGCUAAGCUUUCCAAGAAGCUUGGAGUUAACUUUUGGAUCAAAAGAGAGGAUAUGCAGUCCGUGUUCUCGUUCAAGCUUAGAGGAGCUUAUAACAUGAUGACCAAACUCUCAAAGGAGCAGUUAGAAAGAGGGGUUAUAACUGCUUCAGCUGGAAAUCAUGCACAAGGUGUUGCAUUAGGUGCUCAGAGACUUAAAUGUACUGCUACGAUUGUCAUGCCUGUUACCACACCAGAGAUCAAGAUUGAAGCAGUUAAGAACUUGGAUGGUAAAGUAGUUCUACAUGGUGACACAUUUGAUAAAGCUCAGGAACAUGCUUUAAAGUUGGCUGAAGAUGAAGGUCUCACAUUCAUCCCGCCUUUCGAUCACCCAGAUGUGAUCAUAGGCCAAGGUACAAUUGGAACGGAGAUUAAUCGUCAACUUAAAGAUAUACAUGCAGUAUUUGUGCCUGUAGGAGGAGGAGGUUUAAUAGCUGGUGUUGCUGCAUAUUUCAAAAGGGUUGCUCCUCAUACAAAGAUUAUUGGAGUUGAGCCAUUUGGUGCAAGUUCAAUGACACAAUCUUUGUACCAUGGAGAAAGAGUAAAGUUGGAACAAGUUGAUAAUUUUGCAGAUGGCGUAGCUGUUGCACUAGUUGGUGAAGAAACUUUCCGUCUUUGCAAAGAUUUAAUAGACGGAAUGGUCUUAGUCAGUAACGAUGCUAUUAGUGCUGCAGUAAAGGAUGUGUACGACGAAGGACGGAACAUAUUAGAGACAUCAGGUGCACUUGCCAUAGCUGGAGCUGAAGCUUACUGCAAAUACUAUAACAUAAAGGGCGAAAACGUUGUAGCAAUUGCUAGUGGAGCCAAUAUGGACUUCAGCAAACUAAAAUUAGUCGUCGAUUUAGCAGAUAUUGGUGGACAGAGGGAAGCUCUGCUGGCUACUUUUAUGCCAGAAGAACCAGGAAGCUUCAAAAAAUUCUGCGAACUUGUGGGACCUAUGAAUAUUACUGAAUUUAAGUACAGAUAUAAUUCUGGAAGAAAACAAGCUCUGGUACUCUACAGUGUUGGUGUUAAUACAAAAUCGGAUCUUGAGUCAAUGUUGGAGAGGAUGAAAUCAUCACAGCUGAAUACUGUCAAUCUCACAAAUAAUAAUUUGGUCAAAGAACAUCUAAGGCAUUUGAUGGGAGGCAGAUCAGAACCAAGUAAUGAGAUUUUCUGUCAAUUCAUAUUUCCUGAGAAGCCUGGAGCUUUAAGGAAGUUUUUAGAUGCUUUCAGCCCUCGUUGGAAUAUAAGUUUGUUCCAUUAUCGUGAACAGGGAGAACUUGAUGCAAGUGUGUUAGUUGGAUUCCAAGUUCCAAAAGGUGAGAUAGAAGAGUUCCGAGUUCAAGCUAACAAUCUUGGUUAUUCAUAUGAAAUCGAGAGUCUCAACGAGGCUUCUCAACUUAUAAUGGAGUGAACAAGAUUGAUGUAUUACUUAGUACUAGAGUAUUUGGCUACUACUGAUAGAGCAAUAAAGUUGCAGUUAUUGCAAUUCGAAUAAUUUAUGAAUUAACUUGUUGUAAGUUAAUUUUCUCUGUCAGUGGAAGCUAGUAGAUUUGGUAUGAAUAAUGAUCCUUUGUGUCUUAUCUAAUGGUCUUUAGUUCCAUUAAGAAAUAAGUUUGUAUAUCAACUAGUACUUCUUUAAAUA